Messenger RNA from Anoplophora glabripennis (Asian longhorned beetle), 2915 nucleotides. RefSeq names its product pre-rRNA processing protein FTSJ3. The record is from RefSeq and is a predicted model, not a curated record. Gene Ontology annotation, molecular function: rRNA (uridine-2'-O-ribose)-methyltransferase activity; rRNA (guanine) methyltransferase activity. Gene Ontology annotation, biological process: maturation of LSU-rRNA from tricistronic rRNA transcript (SSU-rRNA, 5.8S rRNA, LSU-rRNA); rRNA methylation; maturation of 5.8S rRNA from tricistronic rRNA transcript (SSU-rRNA, 5.8S rRNA, LSU-rRNA). The coding region runs from base 243 to 2813 and encodes 856 amino acids. Lineage: Eukaryota; Metazoa; Arthropoda; Insecta; Coleoptera; Cerambycidae. The transcript has 7 exons. Gene Ontology annotation, cellular component: preribosome, large subunit precursor; nucleus; nucleolus.
UUUUCAAACAACGUCAACGUCGUCUAUUAUAUAUGUAUUUUGUGUCGUCAACCAAACUUUUGACCAAACCAAAAACCAACAAUAAAUUAAAAUUAACCUCAAAUUUAGUUCCACCGCCACGCGUGUUACAGCGGUGUUUAAUUUAUAAUACACAAGGACAUUUAAUUGUCCUUGGUAAUACAUAAUUAUAAGAAAUAAGUUUCUGUCACUAACCAUAAAAAUUUGCAAAUAUUUAACUCAAAAUGGGCCAGAAGAAAAAAAUUGGAAAGCAGAGGAAGGAUAAAUAUUACCAGUUAGCGAAGGAAACAGGCUUUAGAUCACGUGCUGCUUUCAAGUUAAUACAGUUAAAUCGUAAGUUUGAAUUUUUACAAAAGUCUCGAGUAUGCGUUGAUCUAUGUGCUGCACCUGGAGGAUGGAUGCAAGUCGCAAAACAAAAUAUGCCUGUUUCUAGUAUAGUAAUUGGUAUAGAUUUAUUUCCGAUAAAACCGAUACCUGGAUGCAUUAGCUUAACUGAAGAUAUCACCACGGAAAAAUGUAGAGUGGCACUUAGUAGAGAAUUAAAAACUUGGAAAGCUGAUAUAGUCCUUCACGAUGGAGCACCAAAUGUAGGAAAAAAUUGGUUACACGAUGCUUAUCAACAGGCUUGUUUAACCCUAAGUUCAUUGAAACUAGCAACACAGUUUUUAAAACAAGGUGGAUGGUUCAUAACUAAAGUAUUCAGAUCGAAAGACUAUCAUUCCCUUGUAUGGGUUUUAAAACAGCUUUUCAAGAAGGUUCACGCAACUAAACCUCAAGCUUCUCGUAGUGAGUCUGCUGAAAUUUUUGUAGUUUGUCAGUAUUACAUAGCCCCGGAUAAAAUAGAUCCAAAAUUUAUGGAUCCGAAGUAUGUUUUCCAGGAAUUAGAAAUUGAACCUAAGAACAAACUAAAUGUUUUCCAUCCCGAGAAAAAGAAGAAGGAUAAAGCUGAGGGUUAUCCCGAAAAUGAUUACACGCUUUACCAUAAGUUAAAAGCAUCGGAUUUUAUUAAGCAUGAGAGUGGUAUCGAUAUUUUACAAAAUGCUUCUGAAAUUGUCUUCGAUGAUCCCGAUAUUUUAAAACACGAGAAAACCACCAGUGAAAUUAAAGAGUGUGCCAAGGACAUAAAAGUUUUAGGCAGAAAGGACCUCCGAAAUCUUUUAAGCUGGUGGAAAAUAUUGCAUGAGGAAUACUUAAAAGAACAACCCAAACCGGAGGAUAAACUCGAAGAUAUAGUCGUCGAGGACGUAAAAUCAGAGGCCGAAAGCGACGAAGACACCGAUUUGAAAGGGGUAGAAAAACAAAUCUCCCAACUGCAAGAAGAAGAGCACAGAGAGCAAAAACGGAAAAAGAAGAAAGUGCAAAAGGAGCGUAAGAAAUUAAACGAACGUCUUAACCUCAAAAUGGUUUUAAAGAACGACGACGGCCCGACAAUGGAAGGCGACGAAAUGUUUUCCUUAAAACAAGUGAAAAGUACCACGCAGAUGAAGAGAGUAAUUGAUCAAACGCCGGAUACCGUCGCAGAAUCAGACGAUGAGUUUGACGAAGAGAAACGAGUUCCAAAAUUCACAAAGUACGAGAAAGGGGAGGGUCAUUUAGAUAGUUCGGGAACGUAUUACAAGGAUUCCGACUCUGAAUUGGAACUGGAAAGUGACGAGGGCGAAGAAGAAAUUACAGAAGGGCUGGGUUUAAGCGAUGAAGACAGCGAAGACGAACCCAUAAAAAAGAAGAAAGAAAAACUGUCAAAGCCGUCUGAACAAAAGGAACAUCCCCUCAUAACGGAUUUGGAUUAUCGGGAUAAGGAGCAGAAGAAGGCUCACAAAGCUGAACUAUGGUUUCAGAGGGACGUUUUUAAAAAUCUUAUAGACGAGAAGGAUGAAGACGCAGACUUGGACAGAAUGGUAGAGAACUUUAAGAAAAAGGGUGCCAAAGUUAUUGGGGAAGAUAGCGAUGAAAUCGAAAAGGAAGUGGUGAAAAAAAAGAAAAAUAAAGAAACUAAAGAGCCCCUGAAGAAAGAAAGUGUUGAUAGUGACUAUAGUUCGGAGGAGGAAGAAAAUGAAACUGACAGUGAUAGUGAUGACUCGGAUUACGAUGUCGAGAAAGAGGUCCACAUUCCUGUGAAUAAUCGAAACAAGGACGGAUUUGAAAUUGUUAAGAAGACUACAGUGAAAAAAGGAAAAUACAAGUUAUCCUCAGAAGAACUAGCCAUGGGUACAAUAAUGAUCAACAGUAAGAAAGCUAAAAGAGACCUAAUAGACUCAGCUUGGAACAGGUAUACUUUUAAUGACGACAAUCUGCCCGACUGGUUCAUAAAAGAAGAAGAGAAGCACAUGAGGAGGGAAGUGCCUGUUCCAAAGGAAUUAGUCGACGAUUACAAUAAAAAACUCGAGGAUAUUAACGUUAGGCCAAUAAAGAAAGUGAUUGAAGCCAAAGCGAGGAAGAAGAAGAGGGCGUUGAAGAAAUUGGAAAAGGCGAAGAAGAAAGUCGAGGCGCUGAUGGAUAACGUCGAUGUUUCGGACAGGGAGAAGGCGAAGCAAAUCAAAUCGUUAUACAAGAAGGCGAGGCAGGAGCCCAAAAAAGAGAUCACUUAUGUGGUGGCGAAGAAGCACAUGGCGGCCAAAAAGGUUGCGAGGCCACGUGGCGUCAAAGGUCAUUACAAAGUAGUCGAUGCGAGGAUGAAGAAAGACCUAAGGGCGCAGAAGAAUAAGGCGAAGACUGUGGGAAGAGGUAAGAAAACGAAAGGAGCGAAAACCGCAAGUAGGAAUAUGGGAAAGAAGCCGAAAACUAAAUCGAAGUAGUUUAACGUAAUUGAUUAUGUUUAAGAGAUUUAAGUUGUUAAUGUGGUGAAAUAUGUUUGUAUAUAUUUAAAUGUUCUUAAAUAAAUUUUAAAUAACCUAAAA